AUGCUAUCGCCCCGUUUAGUGUUGUUCUUUACGUUUUUUUUGUCCUUAACUAGAGCAUUUUAUCUACCUGGUGUUGCACCUACCACGUAUCAUGAAGGUGACGAGAUACCUUUAUUGGUCAACCAUUUAACUCCAUCAGUUUACUUUCAACGUACCGAUGCAAACGGUAAAUCUAAGAAUAAAGAACAUUUUCUAUAUUCUUUUGACUAUUACUUUGAUAGAUUGCAUUUCUGUAAACCUGAGCACAUUGAAAAACAACCUGAAUCACUAGGUUCCAUUAUUUUCGGUGAUAGAAUCUACAAUUCUCCCUUUGAAUUGAAAAUGUUAGAAGAGAAAACAUGUGUUUCCCUUUGUAAAAGUACCAUUCCAGGUAAAGAUGCCAAGUUUAUUAAUAAAUUAAUUAAGAACGGUUUUUUCCAAAAUUGGUUGAUUGAUGGGUUACCUGCCGCCACUCAGGUCUAUGAUCGUAAGACCAAGUCAGAAUUUUAUGGGACUGGGUUUGAACUUGGGUUUGUUGAAUCUUUCCAAGCUAUCGAUGGACAAGCUCCAGCUACUACUAAACCAAAGCAAACUACAAACGAAGGAUUGGAACUUGAGACACGUGAAGCGAAGAAUGUUCAAAUGGUGAAGAAUAUUGAAAUAGCAUACUUUGUUAACCAUUAUGAUAUCCAAGUUGAAUAUCACGAUCGUGGUGAAGGUACCUAUCGUGUUGUCGGUGUUAUUGUUAACCCGGUCUCGAUCAAACGUUCGACACCAGGUACCUGUGAAACAACCGGUGAUCCAUUAGUUUUGAGCGAAGAUGCAGAUAACGACGUUUACUUUACUUAUUCUGUAAAAUUCGUUCCCUCUGAAACUGUCUGGGCUACAAGAUGGGAUAAAUACUUGCAUACAUAUGAUCCAACUAUCCAAUGGUUCUCCCUGGUUAACUUCUCUAUUAUUGUGUUGUUGUUAUCUUCUGUAGUUAUUCAUUCUUUAAUGAAGGCUUUGAAGAGUGAUUUUGCUCGUUAUAAUGAGUUCAAUUUAGAAGAUGAUUUUCAAGAAGAUGCUGGUUGGAAAUUGGGACAUGGUGAUGUCUUCCGUAUUCCUCAUAAGUCAAUGUUGUUAUCAGUCCUUGUAGGUUCUGGUGUCCAAUUAUUUUUGAUGAUUUCCUGUAGUAUAUUCUUUGCUGCAUUGGGCUUCUUAUCUCCAAGCUCAAGAGGUUCUUUGGCAACUGUUAUGUUCAUAUUAUAUGCAUUAUUCGGAUUUGUUGGGUCAUAUACCUCUAUGGCAGUGUACAAAUUUUUCAAGGGGCCAUACUGGAAGGUUAAUAUGCUUUUGACUCCAUUUAUGAUUCCCGGCUUCAUCUUUUUGACUAUUGUUGGCUUGAACUUUUUCUUAAUGUUUGCACAUUCUUCCGGUGUUGUUCCAGCAGGAACCCUAUUCUUUAUGAUCCUAUUAUGGUUUAUCUUCUCAAUCCCAUUGGCAUUUGCAGGUUCUUUGAUUGCACACAAGAAAUGUACUUGGGAUGAACAUCCUACUAAGACAAAUCAAAUCGCAAGACAAAUUCCCUUCCAACCUUGGUAUUUGAAAACAUGGCCUGCAACCAUGAUUGCUGGUAUUUUCCCAUUCGGUUCUAUUGCAGUAGAAUUGUAUUUUAUCUACACCAGUUUAUGGUUUAACAAAAUAUUCUACAUGUUUGGAUUUCUGUUGUUUUCCUUCUUGUUGUUAACUUUAACGACCUCCUUAGUGACAAUUUUAAUAACUUACCAUUCCUUAUGUUUAGAAAACUGGCAAUGGCAAUGGAGAGGUUUUAUUGUUGGUGGUGUUGGUUGUGCGAUCUACGUGUUCGUUCACUCUAUCUUAUUUACUAAGUUUAAGCUAGGAGGAUUUGCAACGAUUGUUUUAUAUGUAGGCUACUCUACGAUGAUUUCUUUGUUGUUUUGUGUUGUUACAGGUGCUAUUGGGUUCCUAAGUAGUUUGAUCUUUGUCAGAAAGAUUUACUCUGCCAUCAAAGUUGAUUGA
Molecule: messenger RNA, 2001 nt
Organism: Naumovozyma castellii
Lineage: Eukaryota; Fungi; Ascomycota; Saccharomycetes; Saccharomycetales; Saccharomycetaceae
Gene: EMP70
Product: Emp70p
Exons: 1
Coding region: 1-2001 (666 amino acids)
Source: RefSeq, a predicted model, not a curated record